This is a messenger RNA of Oryza sativa Japonica Group (Japanese rice), 808 nucleotides long. RefSeq lists its product as uncharacterized. NCBI's taxonomy places the organism in Eukaryota, Viridiplantae, Streptophyta, Magnoliopsida, Poales, Poaceae. The record is from RefSeq and is a predicted model, not a curated record.
CCAAAACAAGUCCCAAACCCCUCUCCUCUCCCCUCUCCCCUCUCAACACUUCUCUCCCCGAGCCGCCGCCGGAGAGCAAGAACACGGAGGAGCGAGCGGGUCGUCGAGGGCGAUGGCGGGAGGCGGCAUGUUCGGCGGCGCCGGCGCGUUCUGGGCGACGCGGGCGCUGGAGGUGGUGAAGCGGAACGACUCCCCGGGACUGCUCUGGAAGCGGAUCAAGCUCACCACCACCCGCAAGAACAACGCCAAGAAGCGCCUCAAGCGCCUCUGGCAGAAUGAGGCAGUUAUAAGGGCUUGUGGUGAAGCAGAAUCGUCGUCGUCGUCAACAUCAAACACCGCAUCGGCCUCUGGGAAACAACAGUAGAUCCCAAAGUCAAUCUGAUGACAUGCACACAGGUUUAAAUGCAAUUUGAAAAGGCCUCUGCAUGACAAUGCUGAAAGCCUCUCCAUGUUUCCAAGCUUUGUUACUUCAUCAACUGGAACAAGUACAUGCAUGUACACAUCCAACCUUUUUUCAUCAAGAGGACACAUACAUCAUUGCUUGCUGCCAUAUGCUUCCUCUCCUGCUUACAUCACCCUUUAGCAUCUUCCUCUCCCCACUGAACCCCACAAUUUUUGUGCUUUGCAUCACUUCCCUGAAGCUUCAUAUUUGUCUGUUUGCUUCCAUCCACUAUGCAUCAUGCUUAGAUCAGUGUACUCACAUCUACUGUUAUGCAGAUGCCUCUAUUCUAGAAUUCUAUUCAGCAUUGCAAUAAUGUGGAAACUUGAAAAAAAAUGCAAUGCACCCCCCAUUAUGUCGUUGACGUCA